This is a messenger RNA of Brassica rapa (field mustard), 1755 nucleotides long. Its product is annotated as serine hydroxymethyltransferase 4. The record is from RefSeq and is a predicted model, not a curated record. NCBI's taxonomy places the organism in Eukaryota, Viridiplantae, Streptophyta, Magnoliopsida, Brassicales, Brassicaceae. Gene Ontology annotation, molecular function: pyridoxal phosphate binding; glycine hydroxymethyltransferase activity. Gene Ontology annotation, cellular component: mitochondrion; cytoplasm. Gene Ontology annotation, biological process: tetrahydrofolate interconversion.
UCUCCGAUCUCAGAUCUCUCACUCACUCAUCCUCACCAUGGAUCCAGUCUCAUCCUGGGGAAACACCCCUCUCGUCACCGUCGAUCCCGAGAUCCACGACCUCAUCGAGAAGGAGAAACGCCGCCAGUGCCGCGGAAUCGAACUCAUCGCCUCCGAGAAUUUCACCUCCUUCGCCGUCAUCGAAGCUCUCGGAAGCGCGCUGACCAACAAAUACUCCGAAGGCAUGCCCGGUAACCGUUACUACGGAGGGAACGAGUUCAUCGACCAGAUCGAGAAUCUGUGCCAGUCACGCGCUCUCGAAGCCUUCCGUCUCGAGUCAGCAUCCUGGGGCGUCAAUGUGCAGCCCUACUCCGGAUCUCCGGCCAACUUCGCCGCGUACACCGCCUUGCUUCAGCCUCACGAUCGCAUCAUGGGGCUUGAUCUGCCGUCGGGUGGUCAUCUCACGCAUGGAUACUACACAUCCGGAGGGAAGAAGAUCUCUGCUACUUCCAUCUACUUUGAGAGCCUUCCUUAUAAGGUGAACUUCACCACUGGUUACAUCGAUUACGAUAAGCUUGAGGAGAAGGCCAUGGAUUUCAGGCCUAAGUUGCUCAUCUGUGGCGGUAGUGCCUACCCUAGGGACUGGGAUUACGCUAGAUUGAGAGCCGUUGCUGAUAAGGUUGGAGCUCUUUUGCUCUGUGACAUGGCUCACAUUAGUGGCCUCGUUGCUGCUCAGGAAGCGGCAAACCCAUUUGAGUACUGUGACGUUGUGACAACAACAACCCACAAGAGUUUGAGGGGUCCAAGGGCUGGUAUGAUCUUCUACAGGAAGGGCCCAAAACCACCAAAGAAGGGGCAGCCCGAGGGUGCAGUCUAUGACUUUGAGGACAAAAUCAACUUUGCUGUGUUCCCUGCGCUUCAAGGUGGUCCUCACAAUCACCAGAUUGGUGCUCUAGCUGUUGCCUUGAAGCAGGCUAACACUCCUGCUUUCAAGGUCUAUGCGAAACAGGUGAAAGCCAAUGCUGUUGCCCUUGCUAACUACCUGAUGGGCAAGGGAUACAGCAUUGUAACUGGUGGAACUGAAAACCACCUUGUUCUUUGGGAUCUUCGCCCUCUUGGAUUGACCGGUAACAAAGUUGAGAAGCUUUGUGAUCUGUGCAACAUUACUCUGAACAAGAAUGCUGUAUUUGGAGAUAGCAGUGCUCUUGCUCCUGGAGGUGUAAGAAUCGGUACACCUGCGAUGACAUCAAGGGGACUGGUGGAGAAGGACUUUGAGAAGAUAGGAGAGUUCUUGAGCCGAUCAGUGACACUCACAUUGAACAUCCAGAAGGAGCACGGUAAGCUGUUGAAGGACUUCAACAAGGGAUUGGUGAACAACAAGGAGAUCGAGGAGCUCAAGGCUGAUGUGGAGAAGUUCUCCGCCUCUUAUGAGAUGCCUGGAUUUCUCAUGUCUGAGAUGAAGUACCAGGAUUAGAGAUCUCCUUCUCUAUCAAAAGAGUGAUCUUCCAUUUCUCUUUAUAUAAUAUGCUUUUGUAGGGUCGCCUUAUCGGAAAUUUUCAAGGCGAUGAGAUGAAACAAACAGAGUAAAAAAGGGUUUUCUUGGGUUAUUUCUUCUUGAAUGUUUUCUUGUUUUUCUCUAUUUUGUUGGCUUUUUAAUAAUAUCAGCGAGUUUCUCUUACACAACAUCUAGGCACAAGCUGGGUACUUGUUUUCUUUUGUCCUAUUCGUUAUUUGGUUUGUCUCGUGGAAAUAUCAAAAUAAUCUAUCUUAUUAAAA